AUGCCAUACGACUCAACUAUAACCUUCACUCUUGACACAAUAUGUCCCUGGACAUACAUCGCCUUCGUCCGCCUCAAUAAAGCCCUCAACGCCUAUCGCUCCGCUAACCCAGACUCCCCCGCCAAAUUCACCCUCAAGCUCGCCCCCUACCAACUCUACCCGGAUUUCUACCAAGACGGCAUCGACAAAUACGAAUGGUACAAGGAGAAAAAAUACAAUGGCAGCGAUGAGCGAAUGAAAAUGUACGCGCAUUACAUGGGACUCUCGGGGAAGGCAGAGGGUAUAAAGUUUGAUUUCGAAGGUGGAACCAUAAGCAAUACACUGCAUGCACAUCGCAUAUUGUACUGGCUGCAGAAUACCAAAGGAUCGGAUGCUGCGGUCAAAGCCGUGCGUAGUCUUUACAGUCAGUAUUUUGAACACAGAGCUGAUCCCACGGGGAGCGAAACACUGGAGAGGGCGUGUGUGGCUGCUGGGUUGAGCGAGGAUGAGGCGAAGAAGGUGGUGGGGGAUCAGGAGGAGGGAUUGCGUGAGGUUAAGGCUGCUAUUAUGGAACAGGUGGGGAAUGGGGUGGAUAGUGUGCCGUAUGUUGUGUUUGGGGGCAAGAAGAGGGAUUUUACGCAUGUUGGGGCGAGGAGUGUGGAGGAGUAUGUUAAGGUGCUUGUGCAGGUUGAGAAGGAGUGUGCUUGA
Bipolaris oryzae ATCC 44560 is the source of this 687-nucleotide messenger RNA. RefSeq lists its product as uncharacterized. The transcript has 2 exons. Gene Ontology annotation, molecular function: oxidoreductase activity. The record is from RefSeq and is a predicted model, not a curated record. Lineage: Eukaryota; Fungi; Ascomycota; Dothideomycetes; Pleosporales; Pleosporaceae. Bases 1 to 687 code for a protein of 228 amino acids.